UGAAGAUGCAUCAGUUGAGCAGCAAGCAUGCACGUCGUAUUUUGUUUUUGUUUUGAAGAAGUUUUCCCUUCGUAAGUUAAUCAAGUUAUACGAAAAUUAAAAUAAUGAACGAUUUCACUCUGAAAUCGAUCGCAACGGAUUUGGUACCGUCCAAUUAUCUCUCAGUGGCCAACAACGCACGUGUCAAUCGAGACAGACAGAUAAAAGUGCUGCUGGAAAAGAAGAAGCUUCCGGAGAAUGGCUGGGACAAUUCCACAAUUGAAUAUUUCGUUAACGAACUGGCCCUUAUGGAUAGUAACAAUUUUCCUAAUCGAUGUGGCGUUGGUGAACGCGAAGCCAGAGUUGCAUGUGAAUUAGUUCGCCGUCGACACUACAAUUUUGCCCACGGUAUAGGGAGAUCAGGUAACCUUACAGACGCUCAGCCUAAAGCUGCAGGUUCAACGAUUUUGAAUAAUCUCACAAAUGCUUUGGUGCUGGAUCUGAUUCGGAACAUGGGAGUCAGUAGUUGUAAGCGAGCCUUGUUGGUUCCAUUGGCCACUGGUAUGGCUGUAAUGAUGACGUUAGUUUCGCUGAAAGCGAAACGACCAAACGCGAGGUACGUCCUGUGGUCCAGAAUAGAUCAACAAUCGUGCUUCAAGAGCAUUCAAUCUGCUGGUCUCACUCCAAUUGUCAUAAAUACGGUACCGGUGGAGGAAAAAGGAGAUCCCGUUGUGGGAACCGAUCUAGAUACAUUUCGGGAUAAGAUUAGCGAACUAGGUCCUAGUAAUGUGUGUUGCGUUCUAGCGACGACUAGUUGCUUUGCACCUCGUACUUGUGAUAAUAUUAUAGAACUGGCACGAAUAUGCCAAGAACAAGACAUUCCUCACGUUGUCAACAACGCUUAUGGGUUGCAAAGUACCUAUCUCACGCAUCAAUUGGAACAAGCCGGCAGAAUUGGGCGAGUAGAUGCUUUCAUUCAGAGCACGGAUAAGAAUCUACUGGUCCCCGUUGGAGGUGCUAUCAUCGCGGGAUUUGAUAAGACAGUUGUCGACCAUGUUUCCAAACUUUACCCUGGAAGAGCGUCAAGUUCACAAUGUUUGGACGUGUUAAUGACUCUACUGUCACUUGGAAACACUGGUUACAAAAAUCUGGUUGUUAAACGAAAGGAACUGCAUCAGUAUCUACUGAAACAAAUGAUUGAAGUGGCCGAAUGUCACGGUGAAUCGGUGAUUUCUGGAAAGAAUCCCAUCUCGAUGGCUUUCACUUUAAAGACGUUCGGCCCGAGCCAGCAAAUGAUUGGAUCCAUGCUACAUAGGAGAGGCGUUUCCGGUUGUCGGGUCGUAACGGGAAAGGAUGAAAAAUCCAUUGCAGGAGUGAUGUUUAAGGCAUGGGGUGCUCACCAAGACGAUGCAUGUGGGUCUUAUUUGACGGCCAGUGCUGCACUGGGUAUCAACGUAGAAGAGAUAGACUGUUUCAUCAGCAAACUGGAACAGGUCUUGAAGGAAAGGAGAAUCAGCGAACCCUCCUAAUGAC
Molecule: messenger RNA, 1512 nt
Organism: Ochlerotatus camptorhynchus
Lineage: Eukaryota; Metazoa; Arthropoda; Insecta; Diptera; Culicidae
Gene: SecS
Product: Sec synthetase
Exons: 3
Coding region: 105-1508 (467 amino acids)
Biological process (GO): conversion of seryl-tRNAsec to selenocys-tRNAsec; selenocysteine incorporation
Molecular function (GO): O-phosphoseryl-tRNA(Sec) selenium transferase activity; tRNA binding
Source: RefSeq, a predicted model, not a curated record